AUGGGUAUGGGGUGGAAAGUUGUGAGCGAUGUGAAGCCAUACCUGGCGAUGGUGCUGCUGCAGGUGGGGUUCGCCGGGAUGUACAUCAUCGCCGUGGCGUCCCUCAAGGCCGGGAUGAGCCACUUCGUGCUCGUCGUCUACCGUAACCUCGUCGCCACCGCCGUCAUGACGCCCUUCGCCCUCUACUUCGAGAGAGGACGGAGGCCAAAGAUGUCAACCACCAUCUUCCUCAAGAUCAUGGGGCUCGCAAUCCUCGAGCCCGUGAUUGACCAGAACCUCUACUUCUUGGGCGCGAAGCUGACCUCGGCGGGAUUCGCGACGGCGCUCCUCAACACCCUCCCGGCCGUCACCUUCGUGCUGGCCCUCAUCCUGCGCAUGGAGAAGGUGCGGCUGCGCAGCCUGCACAGCCAGGCCAAGAUCGCCGGCACGGUCCUCACCGUGGCCGGCGCCGUGCUCAUGAUCCUUUAUCACGGCCCCGCCAUGCAGUUCCCGUGGACCAAGGGCCAGCACCACGCCACUGCCGGUGGCCAGGGCGCCGUUGGCGCCGCCGCCGCGCGGGACUGGCUGAAAGGGACCAUGAUGCUCAUCGGCUCCUGCAUGGUCUGGUCGUGCUUCUUCAUCCUCCAGUCCAGCACGCUGCGGAGCUACCCGGCGGAGCUCUCCGUCACGGCGCUCAUCUGCGGCAUGGGCUCGCUGAUGAGCGGCGCCGUCGCCGUCGUCGCUGAGCGCGCCAACACCCAUGCGUGGGUUAUCGGCUUCGACACCCGCCUCUUGACCGUGGUCUACGCCGGCAUAGUGUGCUCCGGCGUGGCCUACUACUUGCAGGGCGUCGUGUCGAGGCAAAGGGGCCCGGUCUUCGUGACGGCCUUCAACCCGCUCUGCAUGAUCAUUACCGCCGUCAUGGGUUCCAUCAUUCUCAAGGAGGAGAUCACUCUCGGAAGUGUGAUUGGUGCAGUGAUCAUCGUGGCAGGCCUCUACUUCCUCAUCUGGGGCAAGAGCAAGGACAAGAUUAUCAUCAGCCCCAGCCAACUCUCCGACGUCAGCGUCAAAGGAGCCGGCGCGCUGCCCUUGACCUUGGCGACCAACGGCCAUGGCCACAUCAAGCAACACGAGCUCGGCAACGGCAACGGCAACGGCGGCCAUGUCGACGUCGAGACGCCCGUGACCAAUGGGCACUACUAG
Triticum turgidum subsp. durum (durum wheat) is the source of this 1182-nucleotide messenger RNA. Lineage: Eukaryota; Viridiplantae; Streptophyta; Magnoliopsida; Poales; Poaceae. The record is from the annotation of a GenBank genome assembly.